UUGGAGAUAUUCCCAUGUCUAGCGCACAGCACAUCUAAACUGAGAAACUGAGCUGCCCAGUUGACAUUGGGCUGGGCCAGAUGAACAGCAGGUCAGCGCCCGCUCCAGUCCUGUGGAGCCUCUGGGAAUCAGGAGCCCAGAGGAAACACAAAUCCUGCGGGUUUGGAUCCUUUUCAUUCCCAGUUCAAGGAAUGUGAACUCGCCCUCCUCCCCGCUACUCCCUGAUUUAUCCGACUUUCUCUCCCCUCUGCAAAGGGAAAGCGCGAGAGCGUAUAAAGAACUGUGCGCACGCGAUGACAGGAUGACCCGGGAGAAGCUGAUAAAGCUGGGGAUCUCCAAGCUUGCCCGCCGGGAAAAAAACCCUCAGAGAGCCCAGAUGAGGCAGCAGAGACGGAAGGGCGUCAUUCCCUUUCUUGGAAUCUUCCUUGAUGACCUAACUCUGCUGCAGAAGUGGACGCAGAAUAAUGUGGCUGCCUUCAAGAUCGUCCAGCAGCUGCAGUUGCUGCAGGUGACUGCCAAUAAUUUCUGUUUUCAACCGGACAGAGAAUUCCAGUCCUGGUUCCAAACCAUGAAGCCACUGGACCAGUACAAUAUCCACAACUUCUCCUGGGAGCUGGAGCCACCAUUUGAAUAGGCCAACAACAACAUCAAGGCCGAGGAGACCUGUCCUGGGACUGUGUCCACCUUUGAGCUACCUGUAUUUACUCUCCCCUGCCACUCCCUUACACCCCCCUGGAAACCUGUUCAUUUACUCCGCCCUGACACUCCCUUUUCCUGUUAUCUAUAUCCCUUAUUCCUUGCUCCUCAUCCCUGGCUUUUAGUUAAAUAAAUGUAUGUUCCAU
Messenger RNA from Nycticebus coucang (slow loris), 842 nucleotides. RefSeq names its product ral-GDS-related protein-like. Gene Ontology annotation, biological process: small GTPase-mediated signal transduction. The coding region runs from base 302 to 634 and encodes 110 amino acids. The record is from RefSeq and is a predicted model, not a curated record. Gene Ontology annotation, molecular function: guanyl-nucleotide exchange factor activity. The transcript is spliced from 5 exons. NCBI's taxonomy places the organism in Eukaryota, Metazoa, Chordata, Mammalia, Primates, Lorisidae.